This is a messenger RNA of Asparagus officinalis (garden asparagus), 1823 nucleotides long. RefSeq names its product protein-lysine N-methyltransferase EEF2KMT. Lineage: Eukaryota; Viridiplantae; Streptophyta; Magnoliopsida; Asparagales; Asparagaceae. The transcript is spliced from 11 exons. Bases 138 to 1313 code for a protein of 391 amino acids. The record is from RefSeq and is a predicted model, not a curated record.
GCUCGACCCAAUUCUAAAGAGACUGCGCCGCAUCCCCCCAUGUUUUAGGGCGUAAAAUCAAACUGCGUUCAUAAAUCCAAAGAGAAACCAAUUUGAUACAGAAUUCGAAAUCAAAAGCAAGAGGAGAAGCAAGAAUCAUGGCCGAUUCCAGCAGCCCUAGCAUCAACAGCAGCAGGAGAAUGAAGUUUUUGAAAGCAGCGUUUCGCGCCAUGGAACCCCCAAACUGCUUCGUCUCCUUAGCCAAACAAAUUGGUGGCGGAUCAAUUACAGAAGAAGUUCAAACAUAUAUUUUGGAGCAUUGCAUUAAUAAUGUCGUUGAAGGGAAUGCAUAUAACAGUAUGUAUGUGAGAAAUAUUCUUAAGAAAAUCAUACUUGCUGCUGAAUCGACAUCUGAGGUUACAAUGGAUGGCUUGUAUGAACAACUCACCCUUCAUAUGACCUUACAGAGGGACGAAGACUCACUAAAAGAGAAAAGUAGAAUAUUUAAAGAAAUUUCUUUUCUUUUCCCAGGAUAUGACGACUGUUCAGAUUCUUUGGACUUGGUCUUUCCAUUGCAAUGUUCACUGAACAUGCUUGAAGGAGAUACUGGGUGCGCCCUUUGGCCAUCAAGCCUUUUCUUGUCAGAGAUCAUAGUUACUUACCAGGAUACUUUUUCAAAUAAAGUUUGCUUUGAGCAGGUUGGUUCUGGUGCUGGCUUGAUUGGUAUUUCUCUUAUACGUGUUGGAGCUUCUGAGGUGGUACUUACUGAUGGUGAUGAAUCGACUCUAGCAAACAUGAAGUACAAUCUUGAACUGAAUAAGUUACCCUUGGAGACCAAGGUGUUGCAAAAAACAAAUGUUGUGUGCAAACACUUAAAAUGGGAAUCUCCAUCAAAGCGUGAACUCCAACAUUAUCGGCCUGAUAUUGUCUUGGGUGCAGAUAUAAUUUAUGAUCCAAUAUGUGUGCCACAUCUCAUUCAAGUGCUUUCAAUCCUCUUGAGUGGUAAUGCAAAUGACUGUGAAUCUACACAUCAUGAUGAGGAUCAAAGGAAUAAUACUUCAGAUGGUGAUGUGAUGAAAGUGGAACCACCAAUUGCAUACAUAGCUCAAGUUAUUAGGAAUCAUGAGACAUUCAAUUACUUCCUUAAACUAGCGGAGGAAUCUUACCUCUGUGUUGUCGAUAUAACUGAGGAAAAGCAACCCUAUAACUUACUUCCUUACAUGCUCUCAUACGACCGAUCAUCUGUACGACUCUUUAAAGUAUCUUCAUUGAGAAACUGCAAUAUUUUGAGUUCGAGCGCAGUCUCAAUAAGAGAGUUAAGAGGUUUGCCGUGACGACUCAGACCCACACUGCCUGAAAAUGCAUUGAAGCAUUCAAGCUCUGACAUGGUUUCUGCAACAUUCUGAAGCUCAAUAUCCAUCUCAAAAUCAUUAAAGAACUUCAUGUACUUUUUAUCGGAAAUCAUCAGCCAAAUUGCUAGCUCGAUCAGAAACAUCCUGAUUCUUGGAACUUUUAUUGAUGGGUAAUUGUACACUUUCAGCAUUUGCACGAGUCUAUAUGCGAAUUGGACCUCUUGGAUGCAUGCUGCCUUCAGUUCUUGAGCAUAUUCAUUGUAGUUUAUGAACCUGAAGAUCUGAGUUGCGAGACCAAGUGAAACUUCCAGCAACUUCAUCUCUUCACCCAUGAUUGUAUUCAAUACCUGAGAAAGAUUAUAGUAUAGUUAGGAGUUCUAUUUGUUUUAUUUUGACUUGCAAGUUUUAAACUAGUAAUUCAGGGAGAAAUCUUACGAUAGGGAUAGCAGCAGUGACACCCCUCAACCGAGAAACACAAGCAGCUCCAUUGAA